AAGUUUCUAGAAGCGAUUCAGACCCUCCUGUGAAGAUGGAGCAGCAGAAGGAGGAAGCUGGAUCCGAGGGGAACAACCUGCCAACACCUGGAACUGAGUCGUGGCUCCCUGGGACUAUCCCAGCUCUCCCACCAUGGCUCCUGGGCACCUCCAACCCAGCUCAUCUGGGGCUUCCUGAGCAACUGGCCUCUGUGACCGUCCCCAUCCGCCUGGACACCCUCUCGUAUCUCCUGCACAGCGCUCUGAUGGGUGCCUACAGCCUCCACCAGUCCUUGCCCUCCUGCCCCUGCUCCUCCCAGACAGGCCAUGGCCAGCCAGCCUCGGCCAGCUGUGCCCCCCCACCCCGGGGCUGGGGCCGGGGUCGGGGACGGGGACGUGGCUCAUGGGGGAUUCAACGCAGGCCUGCUCCCAGUCAGGGCCAGCCGAGUUGGGGUUCCUGCACAGCUGAGCAGCCAAAGAGGAGCAGGGUGUGGAACGCUGGGGCUAGCCCCAAGAUCCCAAGGAUGGCAGCCCAGGCCCAGGACGAGAAGGAACCCAGAGAUCCAGAGCCAAGUGUGGCCCCCUCGCCCUCGCCUGCUGCUGAGGACUGGGAGUCUGAGUACUAG
Messenger RNA from Perognathus longimembris pacificus (Pacific pocket mouse), 605 nucleotides. It is a transcript of the gene C20H19orf84, whose product is annotated as chromosome 20 C19orf84 homolog. The record is from RefSeq and is a predicted model, not a curated record. NCBI's taxonomy places the organism in Eukaryota, Metazoa, Chordata, Mammalia, Rodentia, Heteromyidae. The transcript has 2 exons. Bases 36 to 605 code for a protein of 189 amino acids.